Messenger RNA from Plenodomus lingam JN3, 909 nucleotides. RefSeq lists its product as uncharacterized. NCBI's taxonomy places the organism in Eukaryota, Fungi, Ascomycota, Dothideomycetes, Pleosporales, Leptosphaeriaceae. The record is from RefSeq and is a predicted model, not a curated record.
AUGGCGGCUCUCAAGGGCGACCCUGCGCCUCGCGAUGCAAGGUUAGCGCAGGUCAUGCGCGAGUUCAAGGAGUUGGUGCGCAACUUCGAGGCGGGGCUGCUGAGUUCACUGGCCGACCAAGGCCAGGUCCAUGGUUCGCCGCACACACAAGAUGCUGAGCAAAUUCGCCGUCAGGCCUGUCGACUGGCCAUCACCGACCUCAGCAACCGCUAUACCCCCAAGUACAUCCGCCGCUCGCUCAACGCCGCUGAGUCUGCAGGCAAGCGCCUCGAGGAGCAUUUGAGUAGCCUAUCGCUCGACAGCAGCCGCCGCGACAUCGCCCACGCCCAUGCCAACAACGACAAUGACGAUGACGAUGAAAGCGACAACAACGAGGACAACCUGGCUGGCCUACACAAUGGCUACUUCCGCCUAUACUCGACUGAGCUUUUUGACCUGCUGGGCCAGCCCGCCGAAUUGCGCUUUGGCACUUUGCGCUUCCACAGGCAUCGCACCUCCCCUCUCGACGCCGCCGCCGCCGCCGCCGCCAUUGCCUCGCCGCACCAGCACGACACUGCCCAAUCGCCCUGGGUCAACAUCGAACUCGCACUGAAUAACUCUUUCUACGUCGCCGAUUCCAUGGAGACGCUGCCCUAUCACACCUUCCGCCUGCCGUCGGCCCCCUCGCUACAAAACCGUGGCAUCCUCAGCAGAAAGCCUGAAGAUCAAGGUGCCUUCCCUGCCUACGACUCGUGGCUUCUCUUCACUUUCCUCGGUAAUGGCUGCAUAAAGCUCGAAGUUCCCAUCGAAAUGUGCGCCGACGUCUACGGUGGUGCACUCACAGGUCGCGAGAACCACGAGGUGCUGUUCUGGGGCUUCUUUGUCGACGACGAUGAUGCCAAUGGUGACGUCCCUGUUGCCUCGGACUAG